This is a messenger RNA of Lottia gigantea (owl limpet), 2061 nucleotides long. RefSeq lists its product as hypothetical. Bases 1 to 2061 code for a protein of 686 amino acids. Gene Ontology annotation, molecular function: calcium ion binding. NCBI's taxonomy places the organism in Eukaryota, Metazoa, Mollusca, Gastropoda, Lottiidae. The record is from RefSeq and is a predicted model, not a curated record. The transcript has 4 exons.
AUGGAGAGAGAAACUCCAACUACAGUAAUAGAAAGGAUGAUUCUACCGACCAACAUGUUCCGAACUCCUUCGCCGACCAAAAUCAUAACCAUGGAAGUACAGAGCUCUCUAAGUCUCUGUUACGAUAACAAGUACAGUGAAGAUAUAACUUUGAAUAUCGACAAUAUUGGACCACUUCUGACGUCAUUGGGAGUUAAGCAAGGCGAGACAGGGAUAUUGGAUUUGAUCAGAAACGCUUUGAUUGACACAAAUGGUUGCAUCGAUCCUCUGGAACUUGAGAGGGCGAUAGUUAAUGUGUCACUGGAAAAUGGAGACGACGAAGAAGCCUUCUUUGAAGAAGCCUUUACAAUCAUUGAUCUGGAUAACGAUGGCUACAUCACAGCCCCUGACAUCUACCGGCUGUUUCAAAAACUAAAUAUAGGAACAACUGACGAAGGGCUGAUAACUCUGCUUAAGAAUCUUGAUUUUGACAGAGAUGGCUCGAUCGACUAUGAAGAUUUCCGAAGUUUUAUGCUCGGGCUUGAAUUCCAAGAGCCAGAAAUAAAAUCAGAACACAACUGUAGCGGUGAUGACGAUGAUGUCAAAGACGACGAUGAAGCGAGCUCGCGACUAAACAUUGCCGCUUUAAGAGAUAGGAGGCCCAGUUUACGGAAACUUACGAAAGAAGACAGCCAAUUCAAUUUAGUGUCCGAGAAAAAGCGCAGCCUUUUUUCCUAUGCUGGUGUGGUCAAAGACACAUUCGCCGUUGUAUCGUACAUUCGUCGGGUCACCCAAACCGAUAAGCUAGAACAGGAUGUCCAGCAAAUACAAGAAAAGUUAGAAGCAACAUCUUCACAGCUGACCGCGACCCAAGGAGAAAGCUCCCGUAGAUCCUCGCUAAGAAGUGACAUUUCGAAUAUCUCCAGACUUCUUCCUCCUUCGACCAAUCGCAGGAGAAAUUCUGUAUCGUCAUCGGCGUCUUCAGUGGGAAGUUUCUCCCCGGAAGACUUUUUACAUGUCCUACCUGCGAAUUUUUCUCGACGACCAUCUAUGGACAGUGCGUGUUCAUCACAAAGAAGUCGUAACAAUUCGGAAAAGUUAAAUGGAAACGUAUCCAUAAGAAUAAACGGAACAGCAACAGGUGCAAUGAACCAGGUUAUUCCGAAAACAGUGGUGGGGAAAGCAAAAGAUACUGGACAAGACAAAUCCCAGUCCGGAGUUGACGAUAAUGAACUUCUGUGCUUAAAAGAUCUGUGUUUGACCAUAACGGAUACUGACAGCGGCAACGACUCUGCAUUGACGUUGUCCCAAACGGUAAACGGAUUGGUUGAGCAGGCUAGUGGGAUGGCCAAUAGACGUAACUCAACAGCAGACUUGGAUUCAUCCAUUGGACGUAGUAACUGGGGAACCGGAGCUGCCUCAUCGGCCAAAUCACCCGGACAACAGAAGCGACAGCUUAGUGUGGAAUCUUCAGCCAACGAAUUCAGGGAUGAUAACUCGUCCGUGAAAUGUCCACGUGAUAACUAUGACCCCGAUGAUAUGACUAGUGCUACUAGGAACAAUUUAUUUGAAUUUCAUAAAAUAACAAGUAAGUCUUCCAACUCCAUCGGGGCAGAAUCGACCUUGCCGGAGGAGAUUCCGCAAGGUCCACAAAAUUUAAAUGCGGAGACCCCAAGAUCCAAGAGAAGCGACAUGAAACCAUUUUUUCCAGCAGGUACCCCGAACACCAGGUUAGCUUCACCUGGCUGUUCUAGAACUGGGAAAGAAAAUGGCGACAGUGAGACGGACGACAUGUACAUCAGCCUUGUCGAAAAGUAUCACCGACCCCAGCGGCGUUAUCGGAGACGUAUAUCCAACGACUCUGCGACUGUUGGAAAAUGUCUGAAAGUUAGAACACUGAAGAAAACCAAAUCAGUAGCGAAGGCAAAGAAAGAGGAAAUUCAGUCACCAGAUGUCGGAACAAAAGAAAUUCGGGUACCAACGGCUGGUUACGACGUCGACGAUGAAGAAAAGCGUCUAAGGGAGGAACGACUUCAAAAUUUCGUAAACGCAGAGAGCAAUGAUCUGGAUAUGUCAAAAUAG